Raphanus sativus (radish) is the source of this 1255-nucleotide messenger RNA. Its product is annotated as loganic acid O-methyltransferase. The record is from RefSeq and is a predicted model, not a curated record. The coding region runs from base 12 to 1097 and encodes 361 amino acids. NCBI's taxonomy places the organism in Eukaryota, Viridiplantae, Streptophyta, Magnoliopsida, Brassicales, Brassicaceae. Gene Ontology annotation, biological process: methylation. Gene Ontology annotation, molecular function: S-adenosylmethionine-dependent methyltransferase activity. The transcript is spliced from 3 exons.
GCCAAAUCAUAAUGGGAAAAGUAGAGAUUGUUCUUAAUUCACUUCCUAUGAGUGGAGGAGAUGGUCCCAACAGCUAUUCUAAGAAUUCCCAACUGCAGAGAAGAUCAGCAAGUUUAUUGAAAGAGACAAUUGACAAGUUGAUAACGGAGAAACUUGAUGCAAAAACCCUAGUCUCCGACUCCAACACAUUCUGCAUAGCUGAUCUUGGUUGUGCAACUGGACCAAACACAUUCUUUCUCGUCCAAGACAUCAUCAAAUCUGUUGAAAACACCUUAGAACCAAACUCCACAAAGCCAGAGUUCCUCGUUUUCUUCAACGACCUCACAAAUAACGACUUCAACACUCUGUUCACCUCUCUCCCUCAAGACCGUAGUUACUUUGCGGUUGGUGUCCCCGGUUCUUUCUAUGGCUGUGUUCUUCCUCAAUCCUCCGUUCAUAUUGUUGUGUCGUUGGCGGCUACACACUGGCUUUCAAGUGUUCCAAAGGAGGUCUUGGACAAAAGCUCCGAGGCAUGGAAUAAAGGAAAGGUUCACUACUCAAAUGCGGCCGAAGAAGUGGUGAAGGCCUAUGAAGACCAGUUUGGUCGGGACAUGGAGAAGUUUCUAGAAGCUAGGGCUCAAGAAAUAGUGAGUGGAGGUCUUUUGGUUGUUGGAAUGUGUGGGAUUCCGCAAGGAAUGCCUUUCUCCAAUCUUGCCGACAGUAUCAUGUAUACUUCCAUGGCUGAUGUUCUCACUCAAAUGCAAUCCCAGGGUUUGAUCAGUGAAGAGCAAGUCGAUACCUUCAACAUACCAAUCUACUCAGCAUCGCCUGAGGAGGUGGCAGCCUUGGUAGAGAAAAAUGGCUGCUUCGCUGUUGAAUCUAUGGAGCUGAUGGACCCCACCACAUGGCUUAAACGGCCAAUGGACGUGGAGGAUGUAAGGCAAUGGAUGGUUUGCAUAAAGGCCACAAUGGGAUCUCUCUUUAUCAAUCAUUUCGGUGAUCAUCUCCUAGAUGACAUCUUCGACCGUCUCACAGCCAGACUCGUUGGACUCACCGAUAAGGUUGAAUCUAGCUAUCGUGAGAAGGUCAUGUUGUUCUUUGCGUUGAAACGAAAAUGAUUGUCCUUUUCUUAUUUGGAAUGCUUUUUUUUGUGUGUGUGUUUUUGUUUGAUUGUUUGGAUUGGUUUAAUCCGGUUGUUGGAUCAAUUGGUACAGUUGUGUGAUUCCCUAUUAUGUAAUGUUGGGUUUUCUGAGUAUUAAUUGUAUUGUUUGUGUAA